AUGACCGAUGCUAUGAUACAGGAAGAGCUGGCUUCUUACUUAUCUGACGCUGAUAGAAAAACUGAAAGUCCUGACACUUCCUUCAUCAACUCCCCUUCGCAGACUAUCCCCACGGAGAACAGCAGCAUUACUAACUUGAAAGGGUUCUACAACGCUGACAUCGGGAACCAACUCAACCAGGACGCGCUGCACUCGAUACUAGAGAACCUGGAACAAUCGCGCUGCACCAGGCCUGUGAACUUGCAACACUCGCUCUCGUCCAGUUCUAUGAACGAGGAAGAAGUCAUGACCAAGCCAGAGUUCAUUAAUCCCGUAUUGCUGUCCUCGGCUACGCUGCCUAAGCUGCCAAGCAGCCUCUCCCCAACCACAUCCGCCCAGCAUGACAGCGAGGCGGACGGAACAGAGGUGGUGCUGCCUAGCAAUAACUCUAACCUGCAGAAGGCACAUAACAACUUGUUCAUGGACUCUAGUCUGGGCAAUGAUUACGACAACGAAGUCGUGGACUUCUUCGAUGUGUUCGGCGAGAGAGACUCCUUGAUCCUAAACGAUGACGACGCAGAUGACGAGCAAGACCACGACCACGACCAGGACUACGACCAGGACCAGGAUAAUUUCGAUGACUCAGCAAUCCUUUCUGGCAGCAGAAGAGUCAGCAAAUUGCUCAGCCCUACUUCUCUACAGACCGAUAGACGCGCAUCCCUCACUCAAACCGUGGAAUUGGCCUCGUCGAACCCACAGACAAAACAUGCUAACGCACAUGAAGAAAUAGAUGCAAACGCUUCUGAUAUCUCAAAGACAUUGAACGAAUACAGCUUGGAUUUUCACUCGGCAUCCAAGCUUACAAAAUACAGAAAUAGAAGACAAUCAGUUCAUGGGCCAGUGGGUUCAGGCGUGACAAAACGCAAACCUUCAUUAGAGAGCCCACUGACUUCGCCAACUAGAACUCUACAGGCAUUGAGUAAUGCCAACAACCAGUACAGAUUAACUAACAACGCCGGUGCGUUGAAUAGCAUGUUGCUUUGGGAAGAUGCUGUCCUGUCCGAUGAUGACGACUUGAACGAAGGCGAAGACCGCAGAAAUAUGUUCAUUGCAUCUCCUGCCAGUUCAGGUCUUUUCUUGAACGGCAAUGAGGAUGCUGCCCUAGAGGUUGUCGAACCAAGUUUGAACGUGUCUCCUGUAUUUAACCCAAAAUCACUUUCAAUUCUCGAUGCCAAAAAUAUCGAAUUGAGCUCAAGCAAAUCUAGUACAACGCCCGUUAAAGAGUUUGCUACUCCAAUGUCCUCUCGCACAAGCGUAGGGUCAUUAGCACCUUCUAUUGCCUCAAAUUCUACUACGUCAAUUAGAAGGCGAAGAAGGUCUGCUGUAACUCCUAUGAGCUCUAGAAGCUCUCAAAGUCUUUCAAGAAGAAAUAAGUCAGUUUCUGUGGAGCUACCAGACGGAGCAAAACCAUUCCAAUGUGCCGAUUGUGACAAAGCUUUCAGAAGAAGUGAACAUUUGAAGAGGCAUGUUCGUUCUGUUCACUCAACAGAAAGACCAUUCCCCUGCAUGUUCUGUGAGAAGAAGUUCAGCAGAAGCGAUAACUUAUCUCAGCAUUUGAAAACACAUAAAAGACACGGAGACUUUUAA
Nakaseomyces glabratus is the source of this 1626-nucleotide messenger RNA. RefSeq names its product stress-responsive transcriptional activator MSN4 (gene MSN4). NCBI's taxonomy places the organism in Eukaryota, Fungi, Ascomycota, Saccharomycetes, Saccharomycetales, Saccharomycetaceae. The record is from RefSeq and is a predicted model, not a curated record.